Molecule: messenger RNA, 1316 nt
Organism: Vanrija pseudolonga
Lineage: Eukaryota; Fungi; Basidiomycota; Tremellomycetes; Trichosporonales; Trichosporonaceae
Exons: 4
Coding region: 27-1316 (429 amino acids)
Cellular component (GO): nucleus
Molecular function (GO): mRNA binding; RNA 7-methylguanosine cap binding
Source: RefSeq, a predicted model, not a curated record
CCCCACCCCCACACCCCGCAGCCACCAUGUCCGCCCUCGACGCAGACAGCAUGGACGUCGACCACCCCCUCCUCGACCGCGCGCUGGACGACAUUCCCGCCCGCCGCGCGCCCGACGAGCCAGUACCGGAGCACGUCUCGGCGCUGAUGGGCCGCAUGGGCAAGAACAAGAUUUAUUUGGCAGAGGAGAGCCCGGCGGUUAUUCACCACGAUGGGGCGGAGAGGUUGAGGAGGGAUCCGCGCCUCGCUCGCCUCGUCGACGAGCUCGACAGGCAAGACCCCACCCCCUGGCUCGAUGCCAUCUCUGAGACGGCUGCCGCGCCGAUCCGCCACACCGCGCUCUACGUCUCCUCCGAGCUCAUCAAGCACCUGUCCACGGCCAAGGUGUUCACCUGGGCAUCCGAGUACGGCGCGACGCCGAUGGGUAUCGAGUGGCUGAACGACUCGACGCUCGUGCUCCUGUUCCACACCCCCGCAGCGGCGCUUCUCGGCCUGUCAGUGCUGUCAAAGGCAGGCUUCGACCCAACCGAGGGAGAUGACCCGCUGCUCGAGCGCGCGGCGUUCCAGUUCCCCGCGAGCCUGCUCCCGCGCGCUGAGGCGCCAAAGCCGAAGGAGCUCGACUACGAGGGCGGCGAGACGCUCAACUACGAGGACGAGGACGAGGCUCCCAAGGCGCCCGCCGUCGACGCCGACGCAGACCCGGACGCGCCGGUGAAGCGCGGACGCGGUGGCUUCUCUGCUGGGCGGGAGCCAACAGGCUCUGCUCACGGACGGUUCGACCUCGCGCCGCUCGCCAAGCCCGCGGCGCUCGAGUUCGCCGAGGGCGUGGACCCGCACGCGCGCGUGACGGUGCGGUAUGCGACCACGGCCGACGCGAAGCAGAGAAAGGAGGCCGGCCAGUCGGAAUGGUACAAGCGCCACGGGCGCGGGGCCGGCAAGGAGGUCGCGUCCGGACGCAGGGGGUACGGGCGGGACGAGUACAGCGGACGGCUCAGCGACAGAAUCGGCACGGCGGGCGAGGGACGCGACUUUGCGCGCCGUAUUGGGCGGGAGCGCGAGCGCGAGCGGCCGUACGACCGCCCUGCUCCACGCGGAAGGGCACGCGAGGACGACCUUGACGCCGAGUUGGAGCGCAUGGCUGCGUCCAGGGCGGCCGGGGAGGACGUGUACGAGCGGCGAGAUGAGCGCCGCGAGCGACGAGGAGGCGGGGACAGGCGUGGGGAGCGUGGGUCAAGGCCGGAACGGCGGCCGCGCGCGCGUCAGGACGACUUGGAUAAGGAACUCGACGACCUGUUCGCCGCGAGGUCGACGGCGUAG